Molecule: messenger RNA, 1741 nt
Organism: Seminavis robusta
Lineage: Eukaryota; Bacillariophyta; Bacillariophyceae; Naviculales; Naviculaceae
Source: the annotation of a GenBank genome assembly
UCAUGCAUGGCCUCGAACCAGCAACGGUAGAGUAGGUGACUUCCACGUGGAACUAUGACAUCUCAGAGCUGCGCUAAUGCCAACAAGCUCAAAUCAGGAAGCUCGAGAGCUGUUGGACUAAUCAGCGACUGUCACGCCAUAUAUUGCUUGUAAAUUGGUAUCAGGCAAGAGAUUGAUCUUUGGCUGAUACGGUAGAACAAAGAAGAUGCUUUCACUGCUCCUCCUUGCCGCGACGGUACCGAUGAUCGCAGGUAUCCGAGACGAAAUGCCAUCACCGGCACUGUGGAUGGAGCAUCACCGUCAUCAUGUAUACCAGAAGUAUUCCCAACCAAUUAAUCCAUCGCCACUGCUUGUUUCUCUGGAUCCGACAAGACCAUCACAUUCACGGAGAUCUCGGAUACCUUUUGGCUUGACAGACAGAAGACCCACCUCGGCUCUACUGUUGCUUCGUGGAGGUGGCUCUAUUAUUGCUCCCAAUAUCUACGACAGCGACGACGAGUACGAAUAUGACGAUGAAGAGGAUGAGAUUGACCUGGUACAAGAAGAUGAAGCAACCUCCAUGCACCAAAAACGUCGCGAUCUUCGCGACAAUCUCAACAAAGAGAGCCCCUAUGAUGACCGCGUUCCUCGAAGACCGGCUCCGUACAUUCCCAGGAAAAAGAAGAAAAAGAAAAAGAAUGCAUUUGUCGAACUGGCCAAGUCAUCACUAAACUUAUCCAAAAAGGCAGCCGUGACGACGGUCCAAACGUCUGGCAAGGCUGCCUAUUACCUGAUGCGUCCAAAAUCCAUCAGUGAACGCGAAAUCUUGGGUGUAUGGAGGUUGGAUCAACAAGUGGGCAUGAAACAAUCCACAGCCAAUAUUGAACUCACAUCACGAGCGCAAGUCAUUAUCCGUAGUGGCGAUGACGAGACCAUUAUUUGGAAAGCUCCCUUUUCUUUUGUUGCCCCGACUUGGCCACAAUCUUGUCGGGUGGAAUUUGAAGCCCGAGCCUUUCAACCUGCAGGGAGCAAGAAACCUCGGCUUUUGUUCUACAAGGGAUACCUAGAGCGCAAAAUGGCGGAUUCGUCCGUCAUCAAGAUGUCAGGGAUACUUUAUGAAAUCGAACGGCCCCAAUCCAUGUUUGGACGAAAAGACAUGCCGGUUCGCUAUCACAAGGCUGGAAGUUUUGUGGGACGACGACGAAUAGUCAUUCAAGAUGAUGACGACGAUGAGGACGAGGAAGACUUUUCCGACAACGAAGAAGAGCCACGGCGCCAAAGGAGACGGAGGGCGGACGAAGACGAAGAAGAUGAAGCCUACCAAGACGAAGAGGAUGGGGAUGAAUAUGACUUCGAUGAAUUUUGAGUGGGGACAGACUGACUGGAUGUAUGGAUCGACGAACAUUUGCAACUCAACCGGUGCAGAAUGAGAAAGUGCAUAAAAGAAGAAUCCGUAGUACAUGUAGUAGAGACCAUCUUUUCAAAGCACCACACGACAGCUUUGAAAGCUGGAGGGGCGCCAAACCACCUCACGCAACAGGGCAACCAAGGAGUAAAGUCUAUAGUAGUGGCCCGGGAUGGACUACGAGUAACCUCCGUCCCAAGCCACCCAAAGCGGAGACAACGAUUUACUGGGUAGCCAUGGCUGGCUUGCAAUUCUGUGUUCCUGCAUAUCCUCCACCUCCGGCUAACUUUGGCAUUAGAGCGGUGGCGUCUACUACUAGUACGUACCGGUAUAGCGAUUCACACUUCCAAAGUAGGC